Molecule: messenger RNA, 2150 nt
Organism: Leptinotarsa decemlineata (Colorado potato beetle)
Lineage: Eukaryota; Metazoa; Arthropoda; Insecta; Coleoptera; Chrysomelidae
Cellular component (GO): nucleus
Molecular function (GO): endonuclease activity; ubiquitin binding
Source: RefSeq, a predicted model, not a curated record
AAUUGAGAGAUAUAAUUAAGCAAACAAUGAAUAAUUUGAUUUUGAUAUGAGUUCAAUGAAUCUGAGCUUGAAUUUCGGGAGUUUUCCAAGUCCAACAUUGAGUUUUGGUUAUUUGUUCCUCAUUAGUAACACCAGAGUUGCUCUUCAAUCUGUGCAAAUUUGGAGGAUACAAAUAAAACAGCACAAUAAAGAUCAAUUUGCAUUUGUUCUAAUAGAAUAUCCCACUACAACAAUUCCUAUAAUAUCUUUGAGAUUAAUUAUAACAGGUAAAAUUUCCCCCAUUCAUUUGUUCUAAUAGAUUAAUAACAGGUAAAAUUUCCCUCACUCCUUUGGAAGACAGAAAGAUAGUAUAUAAAUGAUGUUUCUCAUUAGAGUAGAAUAGUAUUACUUCAACAUUGUUAGAAGUUGUGUGUCAUUUCACAUUGAUUUAAUUGGGAGGAAUUUUUUUUUUCGAUUGGACAUGAAUUAUUCACAUUACUCGCGCAUCCAAAGGGAACUAGAGAUGCAUAACAAUGUCGUCCGCCGAAAUAUCAAGGCACCCCCAGAAGAAUCUUGGAAGAAAAUGUAUGACGUAACUGAUCGGACCUAUUUUUUGCCUAGGACUCCAUCUGUGAUGACCCCCGCGAGACAAUCUAUGGAAGCCAUGUAUCGGUACGAGAAGAAUAUGCCUCCAGCCAUAGCUGAGAGUUGCAUGACCGGACAUUAUAAUAAAGACUUUGACAACCACAUAUUGCAACUGAUGAGUACGUUCCCCCAGACACCAAUAACCCAUCUAACUUACUGGUACAACAAAUACAAGGGGGAUUUGCAUCAUACCAUCGAGUUCCUCCUAAACGUAAAGGAGGAAGUGACGGCAUUGACGGCCGAAGAUAUCAACGCCACGAGUCGAGAAAUGUCGAAUGUAUACCUCGGUACCAAGAGCGAUUUUAAUGAUGCCUCCAGGAGUGGCAGCAACAAGAAUGAAGCGAAGAAGAGGAAAAACAGACGGAAGAAGAGGAUGUCGGUGGAACCCGACCACGAGGAAGUCAAAGUAGAAGUCGCGAAGGACGAAAUCGUAGAGCUCAACCUCGGCGCGAAUUUCGUGACCCAGCUGGAGACCUGUUUCGGGGACCCCAACCUGCCUUACCCCCAGGGUAUUCAGCCUGUCGUUCAGGUUCCCCGCUCUCUGGCCAGGCAGCUGUACGCGUCUUAUGUCGACAGCGUCUACCAGCAAUUGGAAUCCCAAAACCACGUCUUGGAGAUGGAGAACGAAGAGUUCGCUAGGAAGCUGAAAAGAGAUCAAUAUCAGCAUCGCGAACAAGCGGCGAGGAAUGUGAACCCCGCCACUGUUCUAACCAGCAAAUGUUGUUUGACGCUUUUCCUACCAUCGCCCAAAAUGUUCUCCUUGAAGUUCUCUAUGCACACAAUGAUAGUUAUAAGGAGACAGUGGAGACUUUGUUGGCUACAACAGGAUACAAAAAUGUCAAUGACAGUAUCGUGCAAGUCGAGGGGGCGCCAAUAAGGGAAGAUGUUUUGCACGAAAUGAAGGUGGCGCAACAGAUUAACGGUGAUCAGGAAUAUGGAGAUCGACAAGAUGCCUCAUUCCACCGUGCGGAAGCCAAAAAAUACUUCGAGAAACGGUGCGAGCUGUUCGACAUGGCCCAACAGUAUCACCGGCACGGCUUGACAGAAGCGGCGCAGUUCUUCUUUGGCUUGUCGAGCCUCCAAAGCGAAUACUUGGUGAGAGCGAACGCAAUGGCAGUCACGGCUAUUUUGAACGAACACUCGAGGCGACUGCAAGAUUUCAACACGCUCGAUCUACAUUUCCUGUACGUGAAAGAAGCUAUCUCUGCGCUGGAUGUGUUCUUGGACAGGAACAUAAGUUUGCUAAAGCUGAGCCAACAGAGAACUCACGAGUAUUUGCAGAUAAUAACGGGCCGUGGAAAUAGGAGCGAAAACGGAAUAUGCAAGAUCAAGCCGGCCGUGAAGGCAAGGCUAAAGGAACGAAAUAUCGAUUGUGUGGAGCUCAAUCCAGGGAGGUUGAAAGUGAGGAUCACCAAAGGUUCUAAGGUUGCCAGCGAGUUGUCCAAAACCUGAUGACAAGUACGAAUGUUUUUAUGCGAAUUGUCCAAAACCUGAUGACAAGUACGAAUUUUUUUAUGCAAAAAUGA